CUUUACAUUACACACCAUGUGAACGGAAAACCAGUACAAUACAAAUCAAAGUCUGGAAUCACAAAUAUCAACUUUGUAGUUUUACAAACGUGUUGUGUAUUGUAUACAUUUGACAAUGCUUUCGGGUCAACAAAGACUGACCAGUUCUCUAGAGUCUUUAAUAACUCUUAGGAAAUAUUAUAUCGUUUAAGAAUGGUUAAUAUUUUUAUGUGACGUUAGAUUGUGCAUGCUACGAUUACAAUUUCACUUGGGAUUGCUGAAACAAUUAGUGUGGUUUGUUUACAAUUGGAAGAAUGUCGAAUCUUUCGACGAAAGAUACGACAGAGUUGAAUACCAUGGAUUUCCAAAAUCACACAAACUCGCGACCAAAAUUUCAACCGAUACGCGUGAAAGAGCUAUUACAUUUUUAUGAAAGUGAUGAUGAUGAAAGCGAAGAUAAAGCACAGGAUUCUGAUACUGAAUCAGAUGUUGAUGAGCCUCAGCCUUUGCCACAAGAUGAUAGUUUUGAAAAUAAGUUAAACGAAUCAUUACCUUUACCUAAUACGAAGUAUGAUACUAAUUUACAACCAACUGGUAAAACUUCAUCUGUAAGUGCAGCCUCAAAACCAAUUGAACCUUUGUUGGUCUGUAACAACGUAGAAUAUAAACCAAACAACAAAACUGCAGAAGUACAUAUCUCUGUACAUAAUUAUUUUGAUAAUGUAGAUUCAUAUGAUAGUAAAUACAAAGAUAUAAAACACGAUAGUCACAGUUCAACACGCUCUGUCAAUGCGGAAGUUGAUACUGAUAAGAAAUGUGAACACAAAAUAUCACAACAGUGUUCAAAACUACAUGAAAAUGAAUAUAAUACAAAAGAUGAAAAACACAUAAAAUGUGAGCAACCAAAUCAUAUACAAUCAAAUUGUGAAAAUACUUAUGCUCAAAAUAGGCGUAAAAAUAUACAUAUGGUUAAUGCAGAUAUUAGGAGACAGUCAAACAAGGAACAGGCAUGUAAAGGUGAUGUUCAAUCUAUAGACAAAUGUAAAGCAAAUAACAAUGAAGUUGACUCUAUAGUUUUUGGAUCUCAGCAUUCUGAAAAUAUAUCACAAUCUGGAAGUUGUACUUUGCAGAAUACAAACAUAAAAGUGGAAAAAUUGGAUUCUAAAGCAGCAGAUACAGAAGAUAAUAAAUUAGGAAUAUUAGAGAAUGAUACAUUAAUAAAUUCCAUUGAUCAUUUGGUGCUCCAGACUCCUCUAAAACACGUACCUUGUUCUUUGCAUCCAGAUCCAUGUUUCUCUCGCAGAAAUAUUGCUCAAACUCCGCAAAGUAAAGCAUUUGAAACAAAAAGUCUUGGAUUAACACCAGCCACAGUUUCAAGCCAUAUGUCUUUUAAUAACAUUAGGCAGACCCCAUUGCAAGGUAAAAAUGUUAAAAUUAAAGACACUAUGCAGACACCCAAAAAUUCUGUUUACUUCACUCCAAGCAUAACUAAACGUGAAACUCCAAGGUAUUUGAAUUCAGAGACUAAACGUAAACAGCCUUUAGCAGAUAUGGGAAGUUAUGUACAUAGCAAUGCUUCAAAUAGACAUCUGUUAGAAGGAUUUCAAUUAUCUAAAGUAAAUGAAGAAAUGCCUACUAUUGAAAAUCGAAGAUGCAAUAAGAAUUUAAAUCAAAAAACAAGUAUAAGCGAACGAACGUUUGAAGCAUCCGAAAAUCCUGCACAAUUGGAUUCAGGUACAAACGAACAGGUAAAGGAAAAUAAGUACCCAAAUACAGAAGAUAAAGAAGCAAAACUACAAAAAAUGUUACCAGAAUCAGCAUGUGGUUCUCGUUUUAAUAAGGAGAGCAAAGAUACUCUGAAACAGAUCAGUAGUAAUUCUCAAAAUCAAUAUCUGACAGUUAAUAAUCAAAUUCAACAGCCAGAGCCAAAGAGAUCCAUGGACACUGUACCGAAUGUACAGUUUUCGAUACCACCUAAUGUUCUCAAACCAAAGCACUCUAGAACAAUUUUUGUAAAAGGAAAAGAGUACUUAAUUUUAGGUUUGCUUGGUCAAGGAAUGAGUGGAGAAGUUUUAAGAGUACAAGAUUUAUCUUCUCUCGAACUGUGCGCUAUUAAAUGUGUAUAUCUUAAUCGCAUGGACAAGGAUUCGGCUCAGGGAUGCUUGGAAGAAAUUUCAAUGCUGCAUAAAUUACAAGCACCAUGCAUUGUUAGAAUGUUCGACUAUGAUAUCAAGUAUCCCAUGGUAUACGUGGUAAUGGAAAUGGGAGAUACUGAUCUCAGUCGACUCCUAAAAACGAUGUCGCAAGAGAGACACAUUUCUCUUACAAUGGUUCUUUAUUAUUGGACAGAAAUGUUAACAGCAGUCAAACAUAUACAUGAUAAUGGGGUAAUUCAUUCUGACUUAAAGCCAGCAAACUUUUUAUUAGUAAAGGGAAGAUUGAAGCUUAUAGAUUUUGGAAUUGCUUCAAAUAUGAAUGCAGACAUGACAUCUGUUGUAAAAAACUGUCCAAUAGGUACCCUGAAUUAUAUCAGCCCAGAAGCAUUAAUGGACAUUGGAGGAAGUUCAGAUUCUCCUACGCAAAAUGUCAAGUACAAGAUUACUUUUAAGUCAGAUGUGUGGUCGUUAGGAUGCAUAUUGUAUAGUUUAGUGUAUGGUCAUACACCAUUUCAUCAUAUUCGUUCACAAUGGGCUAAAGUGAACGCAAUCACCAAUCCGAAACUAAACAUUUCUUUUCCUACAACGUUACCGUCGAGAGAAGAUCAUGCCGAAGUUUUACCGACGCCACCAAUACUGAUCGAUGUGAUGCGUAAAUGUCUUCAACACGAUCCAAAAACACGACCAACGGUAGCCGACCUUUUGCAAGUUGACUACGUGCCCACCAAACAAGAGUGUCUAUUAGCACCAAUGCCACGCAUCCCAGGCCAUAUAUUGGUGAAAAUAAAAUAUGCUUUAGAAGAUGAUGAAUGGCGGGAAUUGACACGGGUUUUGGAAAAUAAACGGUAUCCAUAACACUAUCCGGAUUAAGUACUAUUAAUUAUGUACAUACAAUUUUUUUAUACAUAACAAUCGGCAAUAAUACAUAGGGUGCUUAUUUAAAUGUAUUAUAGUAAGGGAUUUAUUUAAAUACUGCUUUAAAAUAUAAAAUUGUAUCAUGAUACAACUA
Molecule: messenger RNA, 3144 nt
Organism: Megalopta genalis
Lineage: Eukaryota; Metazoa; Arthropoda; Insecta; Hymenoptera; Halictidae
Gene: Mps1
Product: dual specificity protein kinase monopolar spindle 1
Biological process (GO): protein localization to kinetochore; chromosome segregation; mitotic spindle assembly checkpoint signaling
Cellular component (GO): kinetochore; nucleus
Molecular function (GO): protein serine/threonine/tyrosine kinase activity; protein serine/threonine kinase activity; ATP binding
Source: RefSeq, a predicted model, not a curated record